AUGACUUCCACUGCGAGUCAACAGAAUCAAACCCCGUCGCCGACCACUUCUACUGCCACGUAUGCUUCCGCGGCCGGUGGCAAGCCGAAGACGACGACGCCGCUGAUCGCGACGGGAUCUUACGAGAUUCCGCUACAGGCUGCGGCCUCUCCUGCGAUUGUUGCUCAGAAUGGAAAGUCGCCUACCACAGCGCCGAUGAACGGCAGACCUAACAUCACGCCGGCACUUCCCGCCGGGGCCGUGCCUCCCAUUGUUCGCAGCCAGAUCCCCAACGGCGGACCCGGUGAGCAGCACGCCCGCAAGAGCUCUGUCACCAUUAGCGCGGCCAACGCUCCCAGCCAUAUCAACGGAGGGCCCGUGGGAGGUAACAAGACCAUUCCCAAGUUUGGCUUUGAGUCGCCCUCGGUUGCUCUUAGCUCGCCCACACCUGGUGUCGCUGGGCCUAUUCCCAUCCCCGGUGCGAGGGUUCCGUCUCCGGCAACCUCGCCAUCGCCCAUCCCGCAGCAGCAGAGCGGCGGUCAACGAGCCCCAUUAAAUCCCCAGGCGGCCGUUACAUUUGGAAGCUUCCCGGGCGAGAAUGACCGUCACAUGAAGCAACAUUCCAUCUCCCACAACCAGGGUGCAAUGGGCCAGAGCCCUCAUGCUCGACGAGACUCUCAGGCAUCCGCUCAUGGCGACGCUGGCCACGGAGGUCACGGUCGUGGUGGUUAUCAAGGCGGUCGUGGCGGUCGCGGCGGCCACAGCGGCCACGGUGGUCACGGCAACUUCAACCAAUACAACCAGCAGCCUACCAUGGGCUUCCCGCCCGCCCAGCCGUAUCCGCGCGGCAAUGGCGGUCGCGGUGGAAUGCCCUACCACCAGGGCCGAGGCGGCAUAGGCCAGUUUCCCAAUUCUCACUCUCCGCAGCCGCACCGAGCCAGUCCUGCCACAGCUCCGGCCAUGCCCCAUCACGGAGGAACGCCUACCAUGACCCCGGCUGCCCUAGCACCCGCCCAGCCAUACUACCAACCCAACAUGCCUAUUUAUGCUCACCACCAGCCACAAGUAAAUCCCCCCCUCAUUAGCAACGAACAUUCCUCUUUCAAGCCAUUCCGGAAGAACAAAGGGGCGCGUCGGGACUCGGAGAAAUCCCAUCCGCGGCCGCCCAGUUCUUCAGUCAAGCAGUCAAGCUCGGAUAUCACUCCUCGGCCGCGACACCACAGCAAGCGUUGGGACGCGGGACCGGAGGUCCAUAAAAAUACGAACGGCGGCCUGCCAGCGCCAGAGUAUUCAGAUGGAGCACAACAUCGCUACGACUUUGUUCCUUUGCGUUCUGUUCCUGUGCUCCCUCCCCAGUUUAUGGGACACAUUGACUUGUCACCAGAAACCGGGCAAUUUGAGGACCUGCUAACAGGAAAGCUACAGCAGAUGAAUCCCAACCCCUACAAUAUGAAUCAGUACGGCCAAGUCUUGAUGCCACAGGGCUAUCAGUAUACCCCGCAGCAGAUGCAGGCGAUGCAGCAAAUGCAGCAGAUGCCACCCUACAUGGGCCAGAUGAGCCAACCCCCACAAGGCUCCGCUCCAGCUUUCCACCCCGGUUCUUAUGCUCAGCCAUACGGCCAAGCGCAACCCGUCGCGGCUACCGCAAUGUCUCGCAACCCGUCGCAAGUUUCAGACCGUCCAGCCUCCAGCACUGGCCAGCCUCCGGCAUCUGUCGUCGCUCAAGGCACCGCACAGCAACGCCCUGCGCAGCAGGCUCCUGCUGUCGUCUCUUCUUCCACCUUCACACGGCCCAAAAAGGGAAAUAUCGUCAUCAGGGACCAGGCAGGCAACAUUCUCGACCUGAACGCGAUCAAGUCUCCGGCGUCGCCAGCUCCCAGCAUUCAGAACACCAGGACCCCCCCUGUCGUUGCUUCGACUCCCACGCCUCCACCUAAGCCUUCAACGCCAGCACACGGUCGGUCUGACAGCACCAAUGCUGCCAGUAACAAGUCGGCCGAGCAGCUCCGGAACGAGUUCAUGUCGGCUGUUCGUACUGCUGCUGUCGAAAGCCCAGGUGUCAGUAAGUCGAAGGACGACGAAGCUGCAGCUGAGAAGGCCAAACUGGACCAAGCUUCUGCAGCUGAGCAGGCUAAGGAGGCUGCCCGAGUUGAAGAGGAACAGCGUCUUGCUGCCGCGAAGGAGGCUGCCGAAAAGAAGGCUGCUGAAGAAGCAAAGGCUGCUGAAGAGGCCAAGGCGGCAGAGGCUGCCAAGGCUGCGGAGGACGCCAAGGCUGCAGAGGACGCCAAAGCAAGAAAGGAUGCCGAAGCCGAGGCGAAGGCUGCGGCCGACGCUAAGGCAAAGGCUGAGGCCGACGCUGCUGUAGAAGCUGCGAAGAAGCAGGAGGAGGAAAAGUCAUCCGCGGUCCCUACUGAGACAGAGGAUGAAUAUAUGGACCGCAUGGUCCGCGAGAUGGAGGAGGCAGAUGCUCUUCGUGAGAAGCAGCAAGCCGAGAUUUCUGCUAGGAAGGCGGCCGAGGCGGCAGCUGCCAAGAAGGCGGCUGAGGCUAACAAGGCCAUAACGGAUGCUGAGAACGACCGAAAGCUUCGCGAGCAGGAGCGAGAGAUGGAGAGACUCGAAGAAGAGCGUGAGCGAAAGCGAAAGGAGAACGAGUCGAAGGGUACCGCCGGCGAGUCCGUAGCCGACCUUCUGGCUAAGAAGAUCGAUAGCCUCAAGCUCUCCGACAUUAAGGACGCGACAGCAUCUUCGCCUUCGGAUAAGGCUGCUAGCCCUAGCGUUGCCGAUGCUGGCUCAGCUUCCGGAGCAAAGGCGGUCGCGGCUGAGAAGAGAAGCAAGCCUGUCCCUCUCAACCUAGCUCCGCUCAACACAAAGCCUGUCGAAGCACCCCAGCCGAGCGCCGCACUUCAGUCACUGAGGUCUUCGCGCUUCCUGCAAGGCGUGGAAUACAACAUCUACCCUGCAGGCAUUGCUUCGCCCAACCCGGCCCUAAACGCCGCUGUCCACAAGAAAGGCAAGGUGUUCAAGUAUGACGCGCAGUUCCUCCUCCAAUUCCAAAAUGUCUUCACUGAGCAGCCAUCUCUAGAGUUCCACCAGCAGGUCAAGUCUCUCAUUGGCGAUUCUGAUGGCUCUCGGUCUGCGACUGCACGAACUCCCGGCCCGGGAGCCGGACGACCUCGGGCUGGCGGUGCCCCAGGUGGUUUCCCUCAACCCAUGGGCACCUUCAAGACUCCUGCCCCUGCCAUCGGGGACCAGUUCCGCAACAUGCCGGGAGGCAACCUCGGCCGAUCCAACGUGCCGGCCUUUGGAGGCGGCCGUGCGGGUACCUUCCCUGGCCCAGGCCAGUUCACGGCUCGUACUCCUUCCUCGACAAACAGCGGUGGUAUGCCUGGAUCGCCCCGCACGCAAAGCAGGCGCGGCGGUGGCGGUAGCAAGAGGACUGAUUACAGCCACAAGGGAGAAGCUCAGGCUGCUAAGACCAUGCCGCUUACCCAAAACAUGGACCUCAAGCCAAUUGCCAUCACAUCCACAGGCUGGAAGCCAACCAGUGUUUUCAGCAAGGGCUCGCAGGCUUCCACGGCCGCAGCUGGCCCGAACGGCAAUCUCGAUCCCGAAAUGGUGCAGCGAAAGGUCAAAGCUGCUCUGAACAAGAUGACACCUGAGAAGUUUGACAAGAUUUCGGAUCAGAUCCUCGCUAUUGCUGGGCAGUCCAAGAACGAGGCAGACGGCCGCACGUUGCGGCAAGUCAUUCAGCUCACAUUUGAGAAGGCGACCGACGAGGCGCACUGGGCGUCCAUGUAUGCCAAGUUCUGCAAGCGGAUGCUUGAGAUGAUGAGCUCCGAGAUCCGCGAUGAGAACAUCCUCGACAAGCAGGGCAAUGUUGUCAGCGGCGGUGCUCUGUUCCGCAAGUAUCUCCUCAACCGAUGCCAAGAGGAGUUCGAACGUGGAUGGAAGGUCGACCUCCCGGAGGUUCAGGGAGGAGACGACAAGAAGGGCGGCGAGGCCGUCCUGCUGUCGGACGAGUACUACAUUGCUGCGGCUGCCAAGCGACGCGGCUUGGGUCUCGUUCAGUUCAUUGGUGAGCUCUACAAACUUGGUAUGCUUACGGAACGCAUCAUGCACGAGUGUGUGCGAAAGUUGCUCGAGUUCCAGGGCAUCCCCGAUGAGGCCGAGAUCGAGUCUUUGACCAAACUUCUACGGACAAUCGGCGGUAAUCUGGACAGCACCGACAAGGGCCGGCCGAUGAUGGAUGUGUACUUCCAACGUAUCGAAUCGAUCAUUGCGCUUCCAGACCUUCCUAGUCGCCUGAAGUUCAUGCUUAUGGACAUUGUUGAUCUCCGCCGGCAGCGUUGGAGCUCCAAGGAUACGAACAAGGGCCCCAAGACACUGGAGGAAGUUAGAGCUGAGGCCGAGGCGGCAAUUGCCCUAAAGGCGGCCGAGAGCGCGCGCAGCAGCCAACGGGGACCGCAAGGCGGACGCAUGCAAUCUGGCCGCGGAGACGCUCGGAACUUCUCGUACACGCAACCAGCCCCGAACCAGGUUGGUAUGGAUGACCUACGACGACUCAAGGGAAAUGUGAGCCGUUCGUCGAGCCAAAACGUUGGCUUCGGGCCCACGUCCAUGUUCAGCUCUCGUAGCAACAGCGGCCGGCGACUAGCUGGCCCCGGUGGUGCUUUUGGACGGGGCGGCGAGGACUCUGGUGCAUCCUCACGCACUGGAACCCCGCCGACGCGCGAUUCGGUUGCCCACACAAAUGCAUUUGGUCUUCUCGCCGAUACAGGAGAACACCCGACUUCACCUCCAUCAACCGCUGCGUCGCCGGCGUUGGCCAAGGUAGCGCCUGACUCGGCAAACAGCGACGCGAAGAAGGGGAACUAG
Lasiosphaeria miniovina is the source of this 4854-nucleotide messenger RNA. RefSeq lists its product as uncharacterized. Bases 1 to 4854 code for a protein of 1617 amino acids. The record is from RefSeq and is a predicted model, not a curated record. Gene Ontology annotation, molecular function: protein binding; mRNA binding; translation initiation factor activity. The transcript has 4 exons. Gene Ontology annotation, cellular component: eukaryotic translation initiation factor 4F complex. Lineage: Eukaryota; Fungi; Ascomycota; Sordariomycetes; Sordariales; Lasiosphaeriaceae.